AUGGAAAUUACAAUUUAUGAGGAAGGCGAAUCCAGCCGCUUCAAUUACCCGGAGCCGAUACGUGAGUUCACCGAGGUGGAACGGAACAACUUAAAGAAGCAGGUAACGAUAUAUGCGGGGGAAGCCGAAAAGCUAAAAGAAGAAGCCCAACGUGGAAGCACUAGCUGCAUCUACAGAGUCCUCCCGCAGCUCAAGGAAAGCAAUGGUGACUCGUUAUACGAACCCAACAAGGUCUCCAUCGGGCCCUACUACUACAAACUUCGUAAUGAAAAGUUCAAGAUGGCCGAAGAUUGCAAGAAGAAGUGCUUCGGCUCCUGGCUGGUCAAGAACAGAGAUCAAGACAUGCAAAUCAAUACCUAUAUGAGUUGCUUGCAAAGAAUAAGCAAACUUGAAGUGAAGAUUAGAAAGUGUUAUUCUGAAGAGUUCGAAGUCGCCGGUAUUGAAUUUCUCGAAAUGAUGGUUGUUGAUGCUUGUUUUAUAAUAGAAAUAAUUGAAAUGUUUGGAUUUGGGAAAAAAUUCUACAACAGAGAAUCUGAUCUUGGAGCCUUGGCGUGGAUGGUACCGUAUUUCUACAGGGACUUUCUCCUGCUUGAGAAUCAGAUCCCUUUUUUCGUUCUGGAAGAGAUAUAUGCGCUUACCCAUAAUAUUUCUGUCAAGGAAAGUACAUUGACUUUGCAGGUGGCUGCUGUGGAAUUCUUUGCUAAAGGAAUGAAAAGAUUCUAUUUCACGCGAUGGGACAACCAUGAAAUGGAUGGGGUCCUGGUCUCGCAUUUGCUGGACUUGGUUCGGAGGAGUUUAAUACCAUCCAAUAUCGGACAGGGUUUAAUACCAUCCAAUAUCGUACGGGAAGAAAUAGUCAUGUUGGGUCGUCCAUUCAUUCACUGCAUCUCGAAGCUGCAGCUGGCUGGGAUUAAGGUCAGUCUGGUCAUGGCGGACAGCAGCUUCCUAGGAGUGAAAUUCAAGAAAGGUGUGAUUGAGAUGCCGAACAUAGCCAUCGACGACUUGACGAGAUGUCUGUUGCUGAACUGUGUGGCAUUCGAGCAGUGCCAAUUUGUACCGAUAAGCCGCAGGUACUUUUCAGUUUACGCUACCUUUUUGGACUGCCUUGUGAACACCAAGGAGGACGUCGAGUACCUUCGCGAGCGCAAUGUCAUUGACAAUUACCUUACUGACGACUCCGAGCUUGCGGGCUUCAUUAACCGUGUGGGUAAGGAUUUGGUACUCGAUUAUGACGACUUUUACAUGGUGCAAUUGUUCGAGGAUGUGGACAGGCAUUAUCGGAAUAGGUGGAAGUGGAAGUGGGCGAGCUUCGAGCGGGAGUAUUUUGACAAGCCGUGGUUGCUUCUGUCGGCGGCGGGUGGCAUUUUGCUAGUAGUGGCCACGUCAGUCCAGGCCGUAAUGGCCUUCUUAACUUACAAGUAA
This is a messenger RNA of Carya illinoinensis, 1422 nucleotides long. RefSeq names its product UPF0481 protein At3g47200-like. The transcript has a single exon. The record is from RefSeq and is a predicted model, not a curated record. Lineage: Eukaryota; Viridiplantae; Streptophyta; Magnoliopsida; Fagales; Juglandaceae. Bases 1 to 1422 code for a protein of 473 amino acids.